Messenger RNA from Salvia splendens (bonfire salvia), 1545 nucleotides. RefSeq lists its product as uncharacterized. The transcript has 3 exons. Lineage: Eukaryota; Viridiplantae; Streptophyta; Magnoliopsida; Lamiales; Lamiaceae. The record is from RefSeq and is a predicted model, not a curated record. The coding region runs from base 516 to 1274 and encodes 252 amino acids.
UGCCAGCUUAUUCAGACAUGGAUUCGCCCCUAGUUUAUUCAGCUAUGCUGCGGCCCACAUGAAUUUCUAUAUAUAUUUAUAAUAAUGGGAGGAAGGACGCAAUGCGGAAAGCUUAAUAUGGGGGGUGGAUAGAAAUCUUUCUCGAAUCUUCACACCCCCCUUUUUUAUUUCCCAUUUGUUUUUUUGCUGAUCAUUUUUUACGAAUUCAAGGUUUCUGCGCAUUGUUUUCUGACUGGUACGCUUUUGAUCUCAUGUUACAAAUUGCAUUAUUGUUCGAUGAAAUGUUUGUUGAUUUUUUUUUGUGAUUUGAUCAGGAGAGAUUAUAUUGAUUGAUUCGUUUAUUGAUAUUCUGAGAUUUUUGGGAAAAUUUAUUCCCAAAAUUUCAGAGCCCUAGCUGCACAAUUCUGUGUGGUGUGAUAAUUGGUUUUUCAUUUUCAUUGUCGAUGCGUUUGAGGGUUUGGUUACAAAGAGAGAAUUUGUGAUUGAUAUCAUUUUAGUGAGAGGAUCGAUCAUAAAUGGAUCACAAAGAGAAAGAAUAUGUGAUUGAUAUUGAAAAUGGUGAUGCUAAUGGGAGUAAGGAUUCAUCCUCUGAUUCCACAUGGGGGAAGAAGAUUUUGAAAAGGAUUGGCAGUGGAAUUUUGAAUUUAAAUGGACUGGUUGAUGAUGAGGUCGGGGUGAAACCGGAUGUUGGUACAGAGGAAGAGCUUGAUAAAGAGACGACGAAAUUGUUGAGUGAUAAGGCUCGGGGAGGGGAGGACGGUGAGGGGGUAGUGCCCCCUGUCGAGAGGGACAAUGAGAGGGGAGGAGAGGGGCGAGCGCCCCCUGUUGAGAAGGAGAGACGGAAGGGUGGGAAGGCUAAGAAGGCUGCAAAGCCACCUCGGCCUCCAAAGGGUCCGACCUUGGAUGCUGCUGACAUGAGGUUGCUCAAGGAGAUAUCGAGGCUUGCCAUUAAGAAGCGUGAGAGGAUGGAACGUUUGAAGGCACUGAAGAAGAAUAAAUCGCCCAAAUGGUCAUCCCCAUCAUCUUCUUCGUCGUCAUCAUCAGUAUGUUCAUCUGCUGCAACCAUCUCAGCCAUGUUCGUCACUGUUUUCUUUUUUCUCGUGUUAAUCUUACAAGGUCUAAACGCGAGCACUAGUUCAACUUUGAUAAUCGCAGGAGCUCCUCAACCUCAGCCACAAGCACAUAUGAGAGGCUUGUUGCCUAUUAAGUUCUAUAAAACUUUUAAAUCAGAUGGUGGUGGUACACCGAGUUUCUUACCUCCCAAGUCUACAUAGUUUCUCCCUGGUACGAGUCUUAGUCUCAGCUGGCUGGAACAGAACAAAGACGAAGAUGAAGAUGAAAAUGAGGACAAGCGAGCGUCUCCGAGAAAAUGUCGUUUGGGUUCUUGAAAUGGUGGAGAUCAGAUUCUAACCGAGUGCACAUAUUUUCUGUCUAACUCUUUGUAAAUGAGAAAGUUGUUUGAUUCUCUUGCACUAGUUCAAAGUAUAUCUUUGUAUCUAGAUAAGCCAAUGACUAUAAAUAUAACUUCACUUUUAUUUGUUUAAA